AUUUAUUUUUUAACAGACACAGUAUGGCCGCAGAAGAAAACAAACAAGAGACCGAGGCGAAGCUGCCGCUGGCAAAGAUGUCUUCUGUUAAAUCAAAGCUUAAAAUCAACUAUUGUUGCAUUACCAAGGAGUAUUACAGCGAAUAUACAAAUUUAGUUGACUCACUUCACAUUUCACCGCGUGUGAUAACACAUAAGCAAGUAUUCAGAAAAAACUGUACCUUCGCCUUGAACUUAAAUAUACGAAACAGCGGCCUGUAUCCACGCUUGAUUAAACUGUCUACAGAUAGUCCGGAAGACACAACCAUAAACGUACCAAAUCUGGAGAUAAAUCGUUUUCUUGGCACCGAUCAGACACUGGAAGUGAAGAUUGCGAUACACAGUAAAUCGUCCAAAGAGAUCAAUCGACGCCGUCAUAUACUUAUUGAGUGCUUCCACCCAAAUAUUAUAUUUCAAGUGCCAAUUAUUGUGCUGAAGAACCUAGAGGAGCCAUCUAUAUGCGAAAACUUUGUUUUCCCGGCCUGCGUACCUGUGGCUCCGAACAAAAGCUACUUUGAAAUGAUCAUAUUUAAUCCCACAAAAGAUCCUGUGAAAUUGAUCUUUAGAAACACCUUUCGUGGACUCACGAUGAACACUCAGAGCAAUACAAUAUUGCCCGCCUAUGACUUUAUGAAGGUUCUGUUAACAUUGGAGCCGCGAAAACUCCAUGUCUAUAAGGGAUUUUUCAAUGUUAAAUUUGGACUAUCUCCUCCGAAAUCGGUGGUUUUUGAAUUCACGCCUAAAUCAAUGGGCGUUAAUGUUAGCGCCGGCUACAUACGAUUCGGCCAACAGAAGUUCAUGCAGAGGGAGGACCGAACCGUCACGAUAUGCAAUGAGAGCUCCCAUCUCAUUAAUUUAGCAUGGACUUUUCAAACUGACGCCACUGUGAAGUUCAAUACAGCUGCCGAAGAGCUGCCUAAGAAACCGUCUGAGGAUGCUGUCAGCAUGCACAGCAUCCUAUUGUUUGAGUUCGACGAGGACGCAGUCUCGCAUAAUGCCAUAAGUGAAAUGGCGGCUGCGAAACAUUUCAUCGUCGAGGCACCUACAACAAUCGGUGCAGGUAGUGCUUAUGAAGUUGUUAUAGGAUUUCAGCCGCUAGAAGACCCAGAAGUACCGUUUUCAGAUGAAACGGAUCCGCCCUAUUUUCAGCGUUCGAAGGUGUCCUUUUGUUUCACGGAUGCCGAGGAGUGCAUCGAAACGCAUUAUAUAACGAUUGCCGGCGAGAUUCUUGGAAUCGAAGUUGAGGUAUUCCCGAAAAUUAUUGACUUCCGAAAGAUCUAUUUGGGCGAAGAGCAUUGCGCGCAAAUAAAAAUACUGAACUCAGAUGCUAUGCAUGCGACGGUGCGAUUCAAAGACUAUCAGGACGUCGCCCAAGGCGGUGUGCACAUCACGCCCACGGACGGAUUUACCUUGGAGCCGUGCACACGUGGUAUUUUCCAUUUGUCUUUUUACUCCGUAACCCCCACCCGUUUUUCCAUAACACUGCGCUUCAAGGUCAACAACGGACCGCACUACAAGGUGUUCAUCAGAGGCAUAGGCCAAUAUGUGCAGCUCCGCACAUUCCCCCAACUCGUCGAGUUUGGCAGUAUUCCCAUUGCAGUGCCCCAGAAACGAUAUAUGCUGCUAAUGAAUCCACUGGCCGUGCCUAUCACGCUGCAAGUCCAUGCCACCGAGGAUGGGGAGGAGCAGCCGCUCGUUCUGAACAUUCGCGAUUCAACAGAAAUGCUGCCAAUUACCAUUAGAGAUCCCAUAAAACAUUUACAAAUGGUGCACGAGGAUUUGCGUAAACAGGACGUAGAUCCUUUAAACGAUAUCGAACUUGUCGAUGAUUUGCCCGAAAUUAAUUCCCUGCAAUCAUUUCAGCACAAUGAGUCGGUUUAUAGCUUGGAGUUUGAGGAAGAUGUGAUGGAACCCGUGCCUGCCUUGGCUGGCCAGCUGCUGAGCAAUCUGAAGAAGCAAAAGAUAUUCGAAAAGUCUGAGACGGACAAACGAGUUAUACAGGAGGCUCUGCAAGGCCUGCUCAACGCCAAGUACUUCUCCCAAUUCACCAAGCACAAUAAUUUCAUCUUCAUGGACUGGAACUCCAUACCAAGCGAUCCGCAAGAGGUCUACUGUGACAAUGAGAUCAUUUAUCUAAGACCCAAUACGGGUCGCAGCAUUACCAUAUUGAUUAUACCGAACAAAGUCGGUUAUUUCCAUCGAUCCCUGACUGUGCGAAUUUGUCCUGCAGUGUCGAAAAGCGACGAUAAUUCCAGUGAGGAGCUAUCCAAAAUGUUCAUCAAAUCCGAGUUCUUGUGCUCCAAACUGUGGUUUGAAUACAACUGCUGUACCCCGGACAUUGAAUGGGUUAACUCUGUAGAUCUGCGAAAUCAAAUCAUCUAUGCGGGUGAAGAUUACGAUUUUGAUAUGACCUUUACUAAUACAUCACAUGUCGGUGGAUUUCUGCACUUUGAUGUUGUUCCCGCUGAGAUGAGUUUUCGCGAUGGCACCUGGAAAUUUUAUUUACCCACCGAUUCGCAGACCACUGCCAAAUGCUCGGUUACUUUUCGCUCUCUGGGCGCCACAAAGCUGUCGGGACUUAUAAGUAUGGUUGGCUCCUCGCGUCCCUUCACAUUUCACCUCUUCGCCAAUGUUCUACCCACCGAAAUAAGGAUUACGCCCACAUUUGUGCAUCAACGUUUACAGGUCUUGGAAGUGCACAAAGUCCACUUCUACAUAGAUAACCAUACGCCGACAAAUACAAAGCUUUCAAUGCGAUUGAAAGAUAGUACCGAUCAGUAUAUAACCUUGAGUGGCAAUAUAUUGGCCGCUACAGGGCAAAGCAUGUACACUACCCUAGUCUCGGUGUUUUCCGACCCGGAUCUAUAUCAGAACAUUUUGUACAUUGAUCUGCAAUUCGAUCAUGUGAUGGAAAUUCCCAUCACCUUUCUCGUUGAAGGGGUGCCCUUGUACUUCGAGCCGAACAUAAGAGAGGGCUUUGAUGCCGGCCUGCUGAUAACCGACCCAGUGGAGCUUUUCCAGGAGAAUGUCUACCGCUAUCGUUUCCCGGUGAAGGUCAUCAACAAGGGUAGACGGUCGUAUCGUCUCGUCAUUACACGCUUGAAGACCUAUAGCGCUUCAAACAGAACCACUGCCUGCGCAACACAAUCCCUAACAGCACGCUUCGACAUGGUACCCAAGCAUCUGUUAAUGCCACCCGAGGGCAUCGACUAUCUGGAGAUACUGGUCAGUGGUAUGGAGCCGGGGGUCUUCUAUGGAGAUUUUAGACUGGAGGUCACUGAUCUUAAGUAUCCCAAUCGCAAACAUGUGAUACGUGUCACAACAAAGGCCACUUUCGUGGACUGCCAGUUGUCCUGGAGUCGCCGUCAGGUAGUCUUCAACUACCAGCGCUGCAAUCCUUUGAAGGAGCGAUCCUAUAUUGAGACACCGGAGCUCAUCAACGCCCACAAUGUGCUCAUUGAUGAGGUCCAUCUGCAAGCGUCGGGACCCUUUCGAAUCAAAGAGCUCUUUGAGCAUGACUAUGAGAAGCACAUAAAAAUCCGUCUAAACCCAUUGGAGCGCAAAGAGAUUUUUAUUGUCCUGAACCGUGCCCAUCUGAAGCAAUUCUAUUGUAAGCAAAUCGAAGGACAUGUCAAUGUGAUUGCUGCCGGGAAACUGCAAAAGUCACUCAAAGUUAAGAUCAAUAUUUUGAUGCCGGAGAUGCGGAUAUUACAGCCGGAGGUGGUGCUGUUUGCUCAGCUUCGUUCCUUCGACACCUUUGUGGAUAUUAUGAAUCUGGGCUGCCUACCCGGCGACUUCAAAUGGCAGCGUUUGGAUGUGAGCGAGCAGUAUAUUGGGGACUUGGACGAUCCUGCCGACUGUGUAGCCGAACUGCUAUCCGAAAUUUUACGCAUGCUCGAAUACAAUUUCAGCUGUGACGACGAACCCAACAUGACGUUACGCUACCAGCAGUGUCGGUGUCAGUUCCAUCAGGAAACUGAAACCAGCAAUCUGGUGCUGGAUAUCAUUGAUGAGAUCAUUAACGAUCUGGAUCUGGCUCAUCGCCGUCUCCUCAUACACAUGGAAGACGUGACGCCAACCUUGGACAACAGCGAACUGCAUAGCUCCACAAGUUUUGUUGAGCGCACCAUCUACGAUAUACUGGACAAGCUGAAUCUGGAGUCCAGUCAGCAGCUAUCGCCGCCCUCCUCGGAAUAUUGCUUUGCCGAACGCUCCAUAUUCUUUUAUGAGAAGUGCGGUGUCUUGGAGGCGGACCAGUCGCUCCAAUGCCUGCUUCAUCUGCCCUACAUACGUCGAGCCCAUGAGAUCAAGGCCAUUUUUCAGUUGAAUGUUGUGGGCGGCAUUAGUCAGUGCCUCUCCGUAACGCUCGUCAAUUUGACGCGACAGAUUCGUUUCCACAAAGACAAUAUAUACCUCAAUGUCAGGCCCUGGUACGAGACCUUCAACACCACAAUACGUUUGACCAACGUAACCCGAUAUCCAUUGCAUUUGCUCAUUGCUGAGCUCAAUCGCGGACCGGCGGAGAAGCGGCUGAUCGAUGGCUUUGCCAAGCUCGUGGACGGCGAUACACUAUACAUGGAGCCCAUGGGCAACGGCAAAAUAAAUGUUUUGGGCAUUCUCGGCUUCAGCGAGAACUUCAAUCGCAACUUCGGCGUGAUCAUCAAUACCACCGCCUCGACCUUCUUCCGAUUGCGGGGUCAGGGCGUGUUGCCCAUUUUGAGCAUGAACACAGAUCUGCCUAGAAUGGAACAGGAUCAGCAGGAGAUCAUGGAGGAAUAUCGUUUGCUACGUAACAUAUACAACUACGAGAUAUUCAAGAGCAUCACAGAGUUCGAUGAGGAACCGAAGGUGUCCAUUGGUGAAGAGGAGGACGGUCUGGACGAAGAUAAAAUAAGCAGCGAUUUCAGUGAGAUUUCACUAUCCGAUGACGAGAUGUCCAGUGAGCGACAGCACUGGCACGAUCUGCAUUUCUUCAAAAUGGUGCAGAGCUAUGUGAUGGUUAUUAACAACCAGGAGCUCCCCAAUGCCGUCGUACUCAAGCAAAUGCUCGAGACAGAGCGCUAUUUGCAACGCCUGCGCAGACAACCGGAACUCUAUGCUAUCCAUAAAAAGGUCUAUCUGGAGUAUGAGAAAGCGUUCAAGGUGGUCAGCUAUAAGCUGCCAACGAGUGUCAAGCACUUCACCGUACAGCCCAUACCCUGCCAACAACAUGGCUAUAUCCUGAACUUGGGCAAGUUGCGCUUAAACUCCCUGCGCCGCUUCGAAUUUCGUCUGCACUUCUUCGGGCCGGGAAAACUAAUUGCCGCCGCACGUACAGCUGUCAAGAUACCGGGGUUGUAUGUCGAUUUUUUGGUGGACAACCAUGAUGAUCUGAAAUUCACGUAUUGGGCCGAAAAGUGCUAUGCCCCCGAGUUCUUUAACAAGAAAUAUCGCAACAUGCUCGAACGUUUGAUGGAUGCCGAGAAGGAUCCAAGGUUGCAGCACGCCCAUUCCUUCGAUAUUGAUGAUUUCAAGAAGCAUCAGCGCGACAUUACGGACACAGAUCGUCGAUUAAUAGAUGAGUAUUACAACAGCCUCAAUCUUUCGGUCUAUCCAGACCACAAGCAUCACUUUAUGUUGGCCAAGAUAUAUACGAGCCACCAUUCCAACUUUUCGGGCAUUGACUUGCGUGUUGUUGGACUUUACAAGCCCGAAUCAAAAUACUACGAGGUGGGGCAGUUACUGGAAGAUUUCAUUUAUAUAGAUUUGCAUUUGGGGCCAACAUUGCCAAUUCUGCUACGCGGAGUUAUGGCCAACGAAUGAGAUGCUAUGAUGUCUCUUACUAUUUUUUUUUUAAAUGUAACUUUUAAGGCUGAACAAUAAAAAGAAGCAUUUCUUUU
Scaptodrosophila lebanonensis is the source of this 5917-nucleotide messenger RNA. RefSeq lists its product as uncharacterized. The coding region runs from base 24 to 5840 and encodes 1938 amino acids. Gene Ontology annotation, biological process: axonemal central apparatus assembly; cilium movement. The transcript is spliced from 15 exons. The record is from RefSeq and is a predicted model, not a curated record. Lineage: Eukaryota; Metazoa; Arthropoda; Insecta; Diptera; Drosophilidae. Gene Ontology annotation, cellular component: axoneme.